This is a messenger RNA of Suillus plorans, 1091 nucleotides long. RefSeq lists its product as uncharacterized. The coding region runs from base 358 to 1002 and encodes 214 amino acids. The record is from RefSeq and is a predicted model, not a curated record. The transcript has 4 exons. NCBI's taxonomy places the organism in Eukaryota, Fungi, Basidiomycota, Agaricomycetes, Boletales, Suillaceae.
GACGAGGCUUGACGAAUGAGAUCGAUGAACUUGCGAGAGGCUGCAGUAUUGUCUCGCAUUGCUGGGACUUGGACAAGAAAAAGAAGAAAAAGCGGGAGAGUACUUUAGCGCGCAAGGGGCUGUGGGGUAGAGAAUAUAUAAGGUUACCAAGUACUGCCUUGCAGUGACCGCAUGUUAUGCUUCGUCACUCUUCAAGUGAUAUUUUCCAUCUGUUCACCAAAGCACCACUGGUCACUCCUCGUAUUUCUAUCACUGUGAUCGCGCGCGCAGGCAUCAACGUUAACGUUCAGCCCUGUUGCCGUUUGGCAAUCGCAUGUUUCGGCAUAGAUAGAUCAUUGGGAGACCGGCCGGCUCCAGAUGGUUGCCUGUCCCUGGAUGAGUCCGGGAAAUUUAAACACCGCAAGCGUUAGUUCUCCAAACACAACACGGCGCCUCCGACUAGUAGCUACGGUGCUACACAGCUAUGAAACACAGGGUCUCUGGCAUCAGCCACUUGUAAAGCCAUUUGGCCAGGAGGAUCACGACAUCCUUCAAUGCAGUCACUCUCAUGAGACUCGAUCUGCCCAGUGGCAUGAGGACUCUGGCUGUUGGGUCGAAUUUUGCCUCGCAUUCGGCAUCCGCUAUACGUCGCACAGUAGCCUCCGCAUUUCAAGCUACUGCUUCAUGAUUGCACGGCACUUAGCAAACUUGAUUCGAUACUGCCUCGUUUCUGGACAAGAAUUUUACUGGCUAAAUACAUGUUUAAAUUUGCCUGGGUCUCCACUCAACCGGAUGAUCGUACUAAUAAGCUCGUUACAGGGACUCAUACGAGUAGUAGUUUGUAUUGCUACUUUGCAUCAGUGCAGCUUACGUGCUUACGAGUUGUUGUGGUCGAUCUCGUCAGAGGUUCGGACUAGUGGGCGAUCGACAAGAGUUCGAUUGCUGAACGUUCGCUCUACACCCAACGUUCAUUCCAUUCACUGUGCCAAGGCAUCGUUUCACGUUCAUGAGCUGGCUCAGUGACUCUUCGGUGGCGUAUCUCCCGCGAAUCCUGGCACCGAGGCCGUUAUCUCCGCGCGUCCACCGUAAAUGCACGUUCGUUGACUCACGCG